This is a messenger RNA of Gigantopelta aegis, 12257 nucleotides long. Its product is annotated as tyrosine-protein kinase Fer-like. The transcript is spliced from 17 exons. Gene Ontology annotation, biological process: peptidyl-tyrosine phosphorylation. NCBI's taxonomy places the organism in Eukaryota, Metazoa, Mollusca, Gastropoda, Neomphalida, Peltospiridae. The record is from RefSeq and is a predicted model, not a curated record. The coding region runs from base 127 to 2799 and encodes 890 amino acids. Gene Ontology annotation, molecular function: non-membrane spanning protein tyrosine kinase activity; ATP binding.
GCGGAAGUAUUCUACAAAAAAUAAACUAAAGAUAGUUUGGGGUGUUGCUUUGCGAUGUUUUCUACUUAUUCAGGCGUCCAUUUCUCGGAAUUUUUGUUCUACAUCACAGCACUGUGAACAGGCCCAAUGAGCUUCGGGGCCGACCUGCAGGGGCGGAUAUCCCAUGAAGCACUGGGGCGGCUGCAGGACGCGGAAAUACGUCUACUGGAGAACAUCAAGGCGUGUCUGUUGAUUCGGAUCCAAAGCGACCGACAGUAUGCAGCCUCACUCUCCAAGUUUGUCCAGCAAGCACACAAGGUGGACAACUCCGACUUCCUAGAGUGCUGCUGCUUCUUUAGGGCAUGGGACACCAUCGUUAAUGAAACUGACAAGCUUGUUAAUCAGUUGAAACAAAACAUUGAAACACUCUCGACAAAGAUUUCCGACGCUCUUACGUUUGUAAUCCACGAGAAAAAGGUGGCCAAGAAAUUCUACCAAGAUGGCCGAAAUAAACUGGAAACUGAAUUCUCAAAGAUGCAGGACGAGGUUCAGAAGAACAAACAGGAGUAUUCCAAGACGAUUGACAGGCUGAAGCUCGACACAGCCAAGUUCAUGGACAUCCAGACCAAAGGGAAGUCGGGAGGUAAACUUGAUGAUGCUAGGGCUAAGAAACAAAAGACGUUUGUGAAACUUCACAAACUUCACAACGACUACGUGAUAUCGGUGAAAGACGUGGUGGAAUAUCAAGAUGGCUACCUAGGUCGUUCUCUCCCGGGCUUGCUUGACUGUCACCAGGCAACACAAGAAGUCUACCUUCUACAAAGCAAGUAUGUUUUAACUGAAUAUUUCCGGUUGACAAAUCUCGCCAGCUCGGAAUACCUCAGCAUGUAUAAUACGAUGGAAUCUGACCUUGACAAAAUCGACCCUUCCAAAGAAUACACUGCCUCUUUUAUUUCAAAGUACAAAUCCGAACCGAUAGCUCGUUUGCCGUUUGAGUUUGAUGACAAGUUACUGGAUGAUUCCGUUGGUUGUCCCAAGAGUGAGUCACUGGAGCUGAAUGAUUUGACCCUAGAGAGUUUACAACACCGGAAAAGUGCUGUAUCUGAUGAACUGAAUGCAUGCAAGAAAGACCUGGAUCAGAAAAAUAGCACUCUUCAGCAGCUACAGCAGAAAGUCCAUUCACAGCAGACGAAAAUACAUGACAUCAAGUGUGUGGAACAUGUGAAAGAAUAUGUGGAACAUUCGAAAGCAUACCACAUGUGUAAAAAGGAGCUCUUGGAGCUGGAGGCAAGUGUGGGGAGACUAAACGCAUUGGAGGACUUUAUCAGCGGCCCGCUCGAUGAGCUGGGGGAUGACCCCCCACCGGCCACUCUUGACCUACAGGAAAACGGGGACCUCGAGACGUGUUCGAACAUUUCCUCAUCGUCAAUUGGCAAGAAGAAGAAGUUUUCUCUAGGGAACGUCCUGCGUCGACAGAGCGAGCCACGGGUCAAGUCUUCGAGUCGUAACAGCAUUGACCGCGACAGCAAAGAAGACGACGUUUCAGUAGAGUCGGCGUCAAAUGACAGCAGCUCAAAGCGUCAGGCAGCGACGCACAGCUAUGAGCAACAUGACCCCGCAGACAUGCAGGCCAACGGGCCGCGGUCAUCCAUGGCUAUCAUGAGGAGCGAGAGCUUGUUACAGGAUGUGGGAUUUCCGAAGCCUAAAGGACAGCUGCACCUGGAGGAGUGGUUUCAUGGGGUGUUACCGAGGGAGGAGGUGCAGAGACUGCUGAAUAAUGAUGGCGACUAUCUGGUGCGGGAGAGCAAGAACAAGAAAACAAACGAGACACAGUACGUCCUGUCUGUCUACUGGCAGGGCUACAAGCACUUCAUCAUACAGGGGAGUGAGGGUGGAUGGAGGUUUGAAGGCCCGUCACUUCCAACAAUAGGAGAGCUGAUAUAUCACCAGCACUGCUCUGGGACUCCGGUGACAAUGAAGUCACAGACGAUUCUGAAGAAACCCAUACUACGAGAGGAGUGGGAGCUGAUGAAUGACGACAUAUUCCUUGAAAUGAAGAUUGGAAAUGGUAAUUUUGGGGAAGUGUACAAGGGGCUGUACACACCGAGGAACCUGGUGGUGGCAGUGAAGACGUGUAAGGACACGCUGUCCGAGGACCAGAGGAAGAAGUUCCUGCAGGAAGGUCGGAUCCUCAAGCAGUACGACCACCCCAACAUCGUCCAGUUCAUCGGCAUCGCUGCGCAGCGCCAGCCCGUCAUGAUCAUCAUGGAGUUCGUGCCAGGUGGUGCCUUGUUGUCAUUUUUGAAGAAACAAGGUCGAUCUCAGUCUAGGAAGCAGCUCACACAGAUGUGCUCUGAUGCUGCUAACGGAAUGGCCUAUCUGGCCGGCAAAGGCUGCAUUCACAGAGACCUGGCAGCUCGGAAUUGUCUGGUUGGAGACGAGAAUGUUGUGAAGAUCUCCGACUUUGGAAUGUCCCGAGAGGAGCAGGAGUACACAGUGUCCGAGGGAAUGAAGCAAAUCCCUAUAAAGUGGACUGCUCCAGAAGCACUUAAUUAUGGUCGGUAUACGACUAUGUGUGAUGUAUGGAGUUACGGAAUCCUGAUGUGGGAGAUAUUCUCAUAUGGGACGACCCCAUAUCCAGGCUGGCCAAAUGCUCAGGCUAGGGAGAAGAUUGAAGAAGGUUACCGAAUGCCAGCGCCUUCGGGGUGCUCCGAUGAUGUGUACAGGUUGAUGAAGCGAUGCUGGGAAUACCAACCAGAGGAUCGGCUAAAAUUUGACGAUAUUUAUAGUGAACUGGAAAAAAUUCUCAAAAGACUAUGAUUUUCUAAAAUGACAUAAUAAGAAUUCUAUUGAUUAUUUAAAACGUCCGAAUGCAUCAUUCCUUCGCUCCUCUCAACACUGUGCCGUGUGUCAUUUCACUUGAUGUUGAGUGCUUUGUAGAGAUUUUCUUGCAUCAAUGCUGGCAAAAAAAAUAAUAUAUAUUACAUCAAUGUCUAGUAAAACUAAAUUAGAUUUAGAAGUGUUAACAGUGUUUUGGUCAGAUGUGAUCUAAUGAACAUCGGUGAUGAACUGCUGAAUGAAUUUAAUAUUCAAGGCUUUAUUGGAAUUGGUUGGUAACACAAAACGUGUUUGUAUGGUUACUAAAUACCAGCUAGUUUUUGUUAUACCGUGGAGGCUUGUCUUGUUUUGUGCUGCUAGACACCGCUGUACAGUAUGGUGCCUAAAUGCUGUUGUUGAGUCCUGAGUCACAUGAUGCCUGAAGACUACUGUGAGUCAUGUGCUGCCUUGAGACUGCUAUGCAUCAGUAGUUCUAUAUUGCUUGAAGACUCACAAGUCAUCCGAGUCUUAAUUGUUGCUGCCUGAAGACUAUCAUGUGCUGCUUCAAGACUUCCUUGAGUCAAGUUGGUGCUGCCUGUAGACCACCAAGUCAUGAGUCAUAUGGUGCCUUGAAUCGUGUAUGAGUCCUGACUCCUAUGCUGCUUCAAGACUCAUGAGUCAUAGAUUGAGUUGAUGCUGCCCUAAGACUACCAUGAGUCAGUUUACUGCCUGAAAACGUCAUGAGUUAAGUUGGUGCGGCUUGAGAAUACUGAGAGUCAUGAGUCAUGGUACAUGAAGAAAACAAAAGUCAUUAACUGCCUGAAGACGUAGCUGCUUGAAGGCCUGUCAAUCAUAUGCUGCGUAAGGCAUGUUUUGAGUCGCUGCUGCAUUCAGAUCACCAUUAGUCAUGUGUUAUAUGUUGCCUGAUGACUCUUUGAGUCAUGUGUUAUGCGCUGCCUGAUGACUCGUGAAUUGUGUGAUAUGCUGCCUUGAGAUUACCAUUAGUCACAUAAGAUUGCUUUGAGGUUAUCUUAUGACAGUUCCUAUAUGGACCAGACUGAGUCCUUUCUGUUCUAUGCAGGCUAGUAGACCUUGUGCUGGUAGAAUUUUAAAAACAAAUUUUUACAAAAAUUAAAUCUUUUUAAAUUAUUUAUUUGAUAUGCAAUUUGUUAAACCAUAUAUCUGGGGUGGAAUCUAUGAUGUCAUUUUUGUUAAAUUAUAUCCCAUCAUUCCUUGUUACAAACUGUGUCUUUGUCCAUCUGUCAGAUUUUCACUUACAGUGACUCAGGCCAGUGUUUUAGCAGUUGGAUCAGUCAGUGGAUAUUUAUAAAAUUUUAUAUAUUCUAUUUUAUUCCAAGGGAUAAAUUACAGCUCUUUAAAUGAUUGUUAUAAAUCAUGCUAUACCAAACAAUAUUUUUUAAAGAUUAUCUAUUAUUAUUAUUAUUUUAAAUUUUUAGGGAUUUUUUUUUUUUUUUUUAAUUUAAAACUAUUAUUUGUACCCUAUGUGAAUUAAGCUAAGGAUUUUUUCAGAACUGAUAAUAUCAGAUGGUGUUGGGAGACAGUUCAUAUACAUGCUCACCACCCCAGGGCCGUAGCUAGUGGUGGGGGCAGGUGUUUUUUUUACUGGUUGUUGAUAUUGACAUUUUAAGUAUAUAACCUCCCUGAAAUUGCUGCAAAAUGGUAUUUCAGAGCCUUUGAAAACUUCCAGGGAGCAUGCUCCCGGACCCCCUAGUGUCUUGCGCCUUCCAUGCUCAUUCGUUUCAAGAAUUCAUCUUCCAUAAAAAAUCCUAGCUGCGGUCCUGCACUUCCGAAAUGAAAUGUUAUUUGAACCAGGUAUGCAUAUGCAAUAAGUGGCAUACCCACCUGACAAAGUGAUAAUGACUGUGCCUCCCUGGUGACCAAUCUUGGUGCCACUCUAAUGAGAUUACGAAGGCCAUAAUUUAUAUAUUUGUUAUGUAAAUACUAAUUAUUUCAUUGUGUGUAUGUUAAUUUUUAAAAUCUCAUUUGUUACAUCAUCGGCUAAAAGCUGACUUUGCCCUGUUAACACUGUUUGGCAUCGUCAGUUGCAGACGAUAUUAGUCAUCAGGCUUUUAUUGCUCAAAUUUAGCUUGAUGGUCAUGGGUCUGUCUUCGAGAAGUUUUCCUUUAUAUACAUGUAAAAUUGGUCAUUUACCUUUUUGCUUUAAAAACAUAGAAGUACAAGAUACAUGUACAUGUAUACUGAUAAAAACUAAUUUUUAAUACUAUUUUUUAUAUUUUAUUUUAUUCUGUUCAGCAGUUAUUAUAUAUGAUGUUAAAAUAAUUGUUAAUGUUUAAAUAUCCAUGUAAAGGAUUAAAAGUUAGGAAUUUUACAUUCAAAUUUGGAUUAUGCAUGUAAAUUUGAAAAAAAGCGUUGUAUGUUUUGGGGAACGGUGCCGAAUAUCGAAGUCUAGCAUAAUUUCAAUUUUUUUUCAAGAAACUGUAAAAUGUCCCAAAUUAAACAGAAAUUGUGUUGUACUGAUUGCCAUAUUAUCUAUAUUUGUGGCAUAAAUAUUUCAGAUUUGAAUAGGAUUAUAAAAUAUAGCUGAAGCUAAAUGUGUUCAAAAAGCAUGUACAUGUUCUUUGACCUUCACCUAGUGAGCAACCUUUUUUUGCGUUAUGAUAAACCACCAAAUUUUAAUUUAUUUUCUGUUUCUGUUUGCCCCCUCAAUCUACAAUUAUACCAUAUCACAUGAAAAACCACCAAUGACUGGAAUAAACUUGAAAUGAACAUUCAAACUAAACUGAAUGAUGCUGCAAACUACAAACUUCUGUAGCUAUAAUGCACCAUGGCUAUAAAGUACAUUCCAAAUCACAGUUCUCUUCAUAGGAACAGCUUUUUAUUCUGAUUAAAGGUGCAAACUAGUUUCAGCCAUAGAAAAUGGAGACUAAGUUUAGAUAAUCUACAAAGCUACAACACUUUGAAUAAAGUUAUAAGAGAGAGAGGCUAACUCUGUACUGUUUAAAUAGGGAAAUAUUGUCUAAAAAUAACUAGAGCUCGUCUCGAUAACCAUUACUUCUCAGAUGAACAUGCAUUUUUAGAAUGAUUAAAAAUACAUUUUCGGGUAUGAAAAUCCUAAUAAUUGAGAUUUAUUUUGUGUUAUAUUGUUUAAAAAGUUUGGGUUUUUUUUCCUGUGCAUUACUAUUACUAAAUGAUUUAAAACCAAUGUUUUUUUAAUUCCAUUCCCAAUGUUGUGUACUUUAGGAAAUCACUUGUAUGUUCAUGUACAUGUUGUGUGUAUGUCAGCAGUGUAUGCAUUACAUGUCUUACUUAGUAACUACUGCUACUUCAUUAUUCAUUUGAAGCAAUAUACUUGGUAUCUUGUGUGGUAGAAGUGUGAAGCAAUAUACUUGGUAUCUUGUGUGGUAGAAGUGUGAAGCAAUAUACUUGGUAUCUUGUGUGGUAGAAGUGUGAAGCAAUAGAUAAACUGCAGAGCUCCAACUUACAUGUAACAACGGCACGAAUGGCAAUUGCCGUCAUUAAGAUAUUAAUUGCCAUAGGUCACCAACGGCACAGAAGAUGGCUCUUCAAUGUUUACACUGGUUUACAUUAUCUGCCAUUAUCAGUACAUUUAAAAUAUGUCUACAUACAGCAAAAUAAUCUUUCAGUCUUAUUUAUUUUAAAAUAGGCUGUUUCACCCACAGCAAUUUUAUUUUUAAAUUGCCCUGAGAGACAAAUUCUCAAGUUCAAUUCCUGAAACUGGUCAGAUGAAGUUUGUGUUUAAUAAUGUGUUUAACUUGAAAGAGAACCAUUUAUUAUUCAUCUCACAGCUAAGUGUAAUUAUACCAUUAUAUGUUGGAAAUUAUAUGCUGUCAUUCAGCCGUCAUAAUAUUAUAAUAUUUGUUUGUUGUUAAAAUUUGCUCAUUCUCUGAAAGUAUUAUGCAUUAUAAUUGUUAUUUUGUUAAUAUUUUUUUAGAUACCAAAAUAAUGUUUUUACAAAAAUAUCAGGAAAGAUUUCUACUCGCACCCCAUUCACAAGCCAACACUAUUAUUCUUUAUCUGUUUCACUCUGGGCUCACCUUGUACAUUGCCAAAUUAGCCAAUUGCUAAUUUUUUUAUAUAAAGUGGCUACAACAUUUGCUAAUAAAAUAUUCCUUAAAUUAACCACACAUUAAUCAUUUCCAAGGAAAAAAUGCUAAACAUUUGAAAAUUGGCUAAACCAAAAUUUGUUCCAGGGUGAGCCCUCUUCACCACAUAUUUACAUAUAGCCAUAGUUAAAAAAGUGUGGAGGUUUCCUUAACUAAUAUUCCUUUCCUUUCUACAUUAUUCCAUAGCACGUAUAUGGCCUUUUCAUAGACCAGAAGUGCUUCAUGAGUGCAGGUACAUCAGCCCAGUGUGUGUAUGUGCUGUCCGGUCUAGGGAAGGGGCAUAUAUGUUGUGAUUAGCUUCUUCUUACAUAUGCUCUAGGUAUGGUGUCAGAAUAACCAUGUGUAAUGCCUAAGUCACAUUUGCUCUACGGCUAGGAUACGGCGGCCGUACGCCCCUGAAAUCAAGAAAUACCUGCGGCGGCCGCAGAGGAUCUGCGGUGGCCUCAGGGUCACCCUAGGGCGUAUCCCUAUAUUUUACAGGCCGUAGGGGUCGCUGUAGGAUUAUAGCGCGGAGUUAUAACCUUUUUCAUUUCUAGGUUCGCCAUAGCAAUUCGACACGCCGUAGAGCGGUUCACGGCGACCAUACGUCGGGCGUACGGUGGCCUUGCGUUUGCCGUGCGGCUGCCAAAGGGUCUUAUGAAUUACAAUUGACUUUUGCGGACCCCUCAAAAAUUGCGAUUUCAUUAUUUUAUUUCAUUUUAUUAUGAUUUCAUUUUUCAUGCAACUCCGACAGAUGCACGAUAAUUGUAACAAGUUAAUUUUACGUCACACCGCUGUGUCACAAAAGUAUGGUCCCCGUACGGCCGCCGCAGGGACGCCCUAAGGCGACCGUGCGUCAUCACUUCAAAGGCCGUACGGAAGCCGCAGGUUUUCUGUUACCACAGAUUCAAAAUACGCCGUGCGGCUACCCUAACGUAUGUGACUGCUACAGGAUGUGACCAUGGGAAUGCUGCGGCGGUCCUAUAAUUGCUAUUGUCCGUAGAUAUUUUAGACCCCACGGCCGCCACGGCAAAUGUGACUUGGGCUAAUCGAGCUAGUUUAAAAUGAGCUGCAGUGUUAAACAUACCUUUGAUGGGGAAUAAUAUCCUUGGCUUGUGAAAAUAACCGUGGCCCAGCACAGUGGCCGAGUUAAACCUUGUAGAUCAUGAAUGUUUUUCACAGGUUUCUUAUAAAAUAUAGUGGUCUGAAUUUACAAAACAUGUUUUUCUUAAAUGCAGGUCUUUGAGCAUUAUACACAUAGUUACCCAUGUGUAAGUAAAAAAACAGGCUUUGUAAAGUCAUCACAAUAUUUUUUUAAUUUACUGUAUUGAACAUCACAAAACGGGGACAAAUUAAACAAUAUAUUUAGUGUUUCUUUAAAGUAAAUUACCAGUGCUUUCAGUAGAAUCAUGAUCUCCAAAGAAGGCAGCUUAUACAGGUAGCUACUGCUAAAACAUCGGACAUUUCUUGUAACGUGACUGAACAUCAUGGCCGAAUUUACCAAGCCUGGUUUAGACUUGCACGUGUGUGUACCUACAAACAUUUACAAUGCUUAAACACCUGCGUUUAAGAAAAACAGGCUUCGUAAGUUUGGCCUUAUAUUUUUUAUGAUUGGGGUUUUAACUGCUCCUUGAUUAUUUGGAGUGAUGUGUUUUAGGUCAGAUGAAGUCUGUAUAUUGUAACACGUUUUUGUAUGAAUGACCAUGAGGUUACAUGUAUGCCUUUAAUAGACUUCAUGUCAAUAAGAUGCAAAUUGUAAUGUGCUCUAACCGUGUCUGGUUUCAGUGGUUUCCUAAUAAUGUUGGGUAAAAUAGAAAGUAUACACAAAUAUUUACUCACAUACCACAUAAAAAAAACCCAGUAAUAAUAAUAAUAAUUUGUUCUACUAGUAGAUACAAUUAUUUGGUAUUUUGUAUGGACAUGAUAUUCAAGGUACAUGUAUAAUCUUUACAUUUAAAAACAAAUUAAUUAAUUAAUUAAUCAUUUGGGUAUUAUGUAACUUUGAGAUAGUUUUUUUAACAAAUCUAUACACAGAAAAAAUACCAAGUGUAAAAUAAUGGCAUAAAAUUUAGUUUUGUAUGUGUAUAUAUAUAUAUAUAUAUACACAUACUGAAUGGAUUGUGUAAAUACUUAUUCUAUGUAAUUUUAUGAGAUAUUUUAUGUACAGUAUGUAUUUUGUUAAAGGUAUAUCAGGUUUGUAUGUUUAUCUAUAAAGAUGCAUGAGCAUGUAUAUAUAAAACUGCUGUUAUGAUGUAAUAUAAAAUGAUCUACAUUUAUUCAAGUGUCUGGUUAGAGAAUUAUAUAUUAUUUUUACAUUUAUUUCUAGAAUGAAUGAAUGAUUGAUUGUUUGUUAUAGGAAACACAUACAUUAAGAAAACUGUCUUAUCAGAGUUGCUCCAGAAUGUACAAGGGAGGGGUAGUGUGGGGAGGAGAGGUUUUGUUGGGAUGUUAGUUUUUUGGAGGGUUUUAAUGACUUACCAUCUAAAGAACAAACCAAACCCCCUGACCACCAAAAAAAAAGAACGAAACAAAACGACAAAACAAUAACAAAAAGCAAAACAAAUAAAAACAACAAAAACAAAUCUGCCAAAAGGUUUAAUUUCCAUUACAAUCUUAUUACAGCAGACUCACUAUAAAAACAAAUUAGGAUGAACCUGUUCUAUCAUUUACCUCACCUAACCACCCACCCACCCACCACCUUUCCAACCAUAUACUCCCCUUUCCCCUGUCAUGUGAUGCAGGCCAUAGUACGAUAGUAGUGUGUUUACCAUCAUUGUGUUUUUACCAGCAUUCCAUAUGUGUGUACAUGUAAUGUCUGUAUGUAAAAAAGUACAUACAAAUGACUGGUUACCACUGUAAAAUACUGUCAUAAUAAUGCAGUUGGGGGAGGGGGGAGAUGUAGUUCAGUGGUAGAAUGCUCGCUUGAGGUGCAUUGGCCAUCAUGGGUCAGAGGAUUGAUCCCCACCAAUGGAAUCAGGUUUCCACCAUUCCAACCAUUGCUACAUGUAUAUGCUUGGUACAUCAAAAUAUGUGGUAGGUAUUGUCUUGCGACUUGGUGGAAAUGCCAUAUGUGGCAGUAGCUGGUUUAUUAAAAUAACCAUGGUAGACACAAAUUGCUAUAGUAUAUGUGCUGAGGUGUCAUUACACAAACAUUCCUUUCCUUUCUUUUAUAUGACACUUUCUGGAGCAACUCUUGACAUAUUUUAAUGAUGGAAUCAGUACUUAAAGGGAGAUAACCCCCUCAGUCUAAAACUGGGGAAAUAGUUAUCACAACUUUCUAGUAGGUAUUCAUAGAUAUUUAUUUCCAUGUAUUUAAAAAAUAUGAUUAAAAAAAAUAAAAAAAAUAAAAAAAAUAACACCAAAACAUUUUGAUAUCAAAUCGAUCUGUUAGGUUGUUUGCUUUAGAGCACAAACCAUGUUUACUUUCAUGUUGAAAGAAUUGUUGUAUAAUGUUACUAAUAAGCACAAUAUUGACACAGCUUUUGAUCUCUUUGUUGUCUCGGCCUCACAGUUACAAAACACGGCCCAAUUUCACAAAACAUCAUCAGCCUAGUUUGCAUGUAAACGUAAAUCUAUGACGAAAUCAAAUUCUUAUUUCUAUUAACAUUAUAACAAAUAUAGUUUGAAGUACACAUAUUUCAUUUUCUUUUGUCCUUAAAAUGCUCCAUUUUUUUUUUAAUGACAUGAUUUUCUUCAUAAAAUAGAUGUCACACACUUGUAAAUAUAUGCCUGUUAUAACUGCUAGUCUUGGCCCCUGGAUAAUAAUACAGAACACAGCAGUAAUGUUGGCUAAGAAUGUGUAGUGAUUAAAUACCAGUAUACAUGUACUUGUUAUCUAGGAGUUCCUAGAACCGUCAGUUGCUGGUUCACUGCCACUACAUGUACUUCUACACCUUAGUUUAGUUUCACCCAUCACUUGUGUUUCUCUAGGCAAUGAAACAAUACAUCAUUGAUAAACUUUUUGUGACCAGGGUGUGCUGUUGAUUAAAAAAUAAAAAUCAUACCUUUAAUAAAUAUGUGGAAAUUUAACUUUGAUUCUAAAUUACAAGAUUUAACUUAAUAGUGGAGGUUAUUCUUCAUUAUGUGGUUAUAUACAUUUGCAUAAUUAUCAUUCUGAUAUUAUUAUUUUAAAAGGAAAAAACUAAACGAAAAAACAACAUUUAGUGUUGACAAAACCAAGGGAAGACAGUCGACUGGAAAAUAGAAUAUGAAGGCAAACAAAUGUUGUAUAUUGCCUGCAUUGAACAUUGUAAACACAUUUCCGUAGAUGUACAUUACUUUUGGCUAGAUCAGUGGUUGAAAGCAUACAUACAUUUUAUUUGUUUAAAUAUGUUAAAUUUAUACUCUAACCUUUCAUUUAAAAACUUUAACCUUCCUCAGGGGAAUACGAAAACAAAGUUGUUUUGAGGCUAAAAUCAGAUUGUAUGGGCUUUCACGCACCUUGAAGCACAAGGCAUGUACACUGUCAUCAUAGGCAAUUGGUGAAGCACAAGGCAUGUACACCGUCAUCAUAGGCAAUUGGUGAAACACAAGGCAUGUACACCGUCAUCAUAGGCAAUUGGUGAAACACAAGGCAUGUACACCGUCAUCAUAGGCAAUUGGUGAAACACAAGGCAUGUACACCGUCAUCAUAGGCAAUUGGUGAAACACAAGGCAUGUACACCGUCAUCAUAGGCAAUUGGUGAAACACAAGGCAUGUACACCGUCAUCAUAGGCAAUUGGUGAAACCGACUGGAGCAAUAUCUGGCCCAGGUGACUAUUGUUGGGUUGUGCAGUGCAGCUAUUGCAUGUAUUACAUGUGUGAUCACAUCUUAAAGUCACUGACUACUUUUCUUGGCAUGUGUCUUUUUUUUCUUCUUUUUUUCACAUAAAAUUAAUUCUGAGCAGCUAUAAAUAUCAGAACAACGAGAAACGUAUUGUAUUUGCAAAACCUAAUCAAUGAAACGAAAAAUUGUAAGCUAUUGGCAACAAAAAUACUGUUAACAACUAAAAAUGUUUAACACUGCUGAAUAUGUUGGGUCAGUAGUUUUAAUAAACAGGAGCCCCAUUUUAUGAAGCAAAAAGACACCUUAAUUGCCUAACUACCUUUUGGCAUUAAGAUCUCUUCUGAAAACAGGGCCCUAGCUGGCUUGUAAAUAACUAGAUUCUGUGACUGGUGUUUGGUGAGACAUUUGUUCAUAAUUUCGCACCUUUUGUGCUGUGCUUUUGUUAAAAAUAAGGUGAAUCAAAAUCUACCCAUAACUAAAUUGGGUAUGUUGUUGUUAGAUUUGUACUAAUGUUGCUGCAAUCCUUAAUCAUUAACAGAUCUCAUUUUAUACGACAUGUUUGUUUGGCUUGUUUAGAAAUGAAACAGAAAAAUAAAAAUAUACAAAUGUC